CAGGAAAUACAGGGGAAAAUACAGUGCAAACUCACCGCGUGCCCCAGAGACGCAUCAGAUCAUGAGGAUCCGAUGGGGUCAAGACGUCAUGACACGCAUUCCGAUGAUGGCAGCGACAACGGUGAUCAAUGCUGAUCACCUCAGGGAUGGAGGAGGGGAACUUUCCAUUCCCGGAAUUUUAUCUAUAUUCCAAGACACUUGUGGUGAUUGUUGUUCCCAUUCUCGUGGAAUUUACAAUGGAUCAAUUGACGCCCAAGACAAUUUAAUUACCGAGUUUGCCAUUCUAUGAGACUUGGGAGUAAUUCAGAAGGGCAACCUGAUUGCCCUUGUUUUUGCAUGGGAGGGGCUGUG
This is a messenger RNA of Aspergillus pseudonomiae, 351 nucleotides long. RefSeq lists its product as uncharacterized. The transcript has a single exon. Bases 62 to 289 code for a protein of 75 amino acids. The record is from RefSeq and is a predicted model, not a curated record. Lineage: Eukaryota; Fungi; Ascomycota; Eurotiomycetes; Eurotiales; Aspergillaceae.